GAUGGUCUAAUGGUCUGAUGCAUUUGAAAAGAAGACAAAAUGGUGGUUUUGUUGGGACUUGUUAGAGUCCUUGCAAAAUGCCCACUAGGCAACAAAAAAGAGUGUUGUUUUGUUUUGUUAGGGCAUGGUUGGACUCAUCUUAUGUUUUAGCAUAAUACCAAGUUUUUUGGCCAGCUCUUAUUCUCCAUCCACUUCACAUAAUGACAAAAAGAACUCAAAACUUGGAAUUACACACACAGAGAUAGACAGUUGUAGUAUUUUCCAUCUGAGAGGGAGAGGGAGAGAGAAACUAGGGUUAAAACUGUAAUCCAAGAAAUUCCAUAUUCUUCUGAUCACUCCAAGGGACAACAAACACAAAUGACGACAAAAACAACCUCUUGUAUUGUCGCCAACGCAGCCAUGGAAAAAGUCCUUCAACAUAACGCCUUUAUCUCCAAAUUUCACUGCUCACUUCUGCAACAACAAAACCCUAACCCUCCCACACUGAACAACAAGCUUUUCUUAACCCACUUUUCAUGGACUAGGAGAACUAGGAACUCCAACCGAGAUUUUGAAUUUCUUCAGGGGUUUUGUUGGGUUCUUGGUGAAUUUUAAUACCCACUUGUCAAUUUGAAUUCACUCUUGUCUUUUAACAACUUUCUCUGGAAUGGCUCAAGAAGAUGGAGCGUCAUCUGUAACUUCACCACCAGUUCAGUUUUUUCCCUGGAUGUCACUUUCCCCAGGAUACGGAUCACCAUACCCAUGGCUGAGGGAAUUGAAAUCUGAAGAGAGAGGUUUAUACCUAAUCCAUCUUCUUCAUGCUUGUGCUAGCCAUGUAGCUGCUGGUAGCGUCGAAAAUGCAAAUAUUUGCCUUGAGCAUAUCUCUCACCUAGCCUCUGCUGACGGUGAUACCAUGCAGCGCAUCGCUGCUUACUUCACUGAGGCACUCGCUGAUAGGAUUCUUAAAAAAGGUUGGCCUUGUUUGCAUAGAGCCCUCACUUUCACAAAAAAAUAUUUGGUGUCUGAGGAAAUUCUUGUUCAAAGAUUAUUCUUUGAGCUCUUCCCCUUUUUAAAGCUUGCGUAUGUGAUCACGAAUCAGGCCAUUGUAGAAGCAAUGGAAGGAGAAAAGAUGGUACAUAUUAUUGAUCUUAAUUCAUUUGAGCCUGCACAAUGGAUAAAUCUGCUGCAAACAUUAAGUGCACGGCCAGAAGGUCCACCCCAUUUGAGAAUUACUGGUAUUCAUGAACAGAAAGAAGUUUUAGAGCAAAUGGCUCUUCGCUUGACGGAAGAAGCUGAAAAGUUGGAUAUACCGUUUCAGUUCAAUCCUAUCAUGAGCAAACUAGAGGAUCUAGACAUUGAAAGUUUGCGUGUUAAGACAGGAGAAGCUCUUGCUGUUAGUUCUGUACUCCAGCUACAUUCCCUCUUGGCAGCCGAUGAUGAACUCCUUAAACAAAAAUCGCCAGCAACAAAGAAUUCAAAACCUAACCACUUUCACAUACCUUUGCAGAUAGGCAAAAACCAGCGCACAUUAGGUGAAUGGCUGGAGAAAGAUUUGGUCCAUGUUUAUACUGCAAGUCCUGAUUCAGCAUUGUCCCCAUUAUCUCUAGCUCCUUCACCAAAGAUGGGUAGCUUCCUAAAUGCACUUUGGGGUCUUUCACCAAAAUUGAUGGUAAUCACCGAGCAGGAAUCAAAUCAUAAUGGUUUUACUCUAAUGGAGAGGGUCACAGAAGCAUUGAACUUUUAUGCUGCACUUUUUGAUUGCUUGGAAUCUACUGUAUCAAGACCAUCAAUAGAGCGACAAAAAGUAGAGAAGAUGCUAUUAGGGGAGGAAAUUAAGAACAUCAUUGCUUGUGAGGGCAUUGAAAGAAAAGAAAGGCAUGAGAAGCUGGAGAAAUGGAUUCUAAGGCUUGAAUUGGCUGGGUUUGGGAGAGUUCCUUUGAGCUACCAUGGUAUGUUGCAGGCAAGCAGGUUGCUGCAAAGCUAUGGGUAUGAUGGAUACAAGAUCAAAGAAGAGAAUGGAUGUUCGGUUAUUUGCUGGCAGGAUAGACCCCUUUUCUCAGUAUCUGCGUGGAGAUUUAGGAGUGCAGAGGUCGGUGGUGGUGUGAGGGGUCAAGAUGCAGCCAUUAUUGCAUAUAUGGCCAAGGUCCCAAUUCUGUCUCAGCAUGCUUGCUUCCUGCACAAUCAACGCUUAGCAGCCUUUCUUCUGCAAUGCCGUAAAAGCUUUCUCUGCUUUUCCAAAGUUGAACUGUUCUUUCUAUUAUACUAUAGUGAAUGAUUUCUACCAAAUGCAAGAUUUUAUUUAUUUUUUAAUUAGCUUUUACAAAAUUAAGAAAAAAAAAGAAAAAAGAAAAAUACAAAUAAUACUAGGAGAUCAAGAACAAUUAACUUAAAACAGAUUAGGAUAUUGAAAAACUAGAAC
Molecule: messenger RNA, 2398 nt
Organism: Ricinus communis (castor bean)
Lineage: Eukaryota; Viridiplantae; Streptophyta; Magnoliopsida; Malpighiales; Euphorbiaceae
Product: scarecrow-like protein 3
Exons: 3
Coding region: 647-2254 (535 amino acids)
Biological process (GO): regulation of DNA-templated transcription
Cellular component (GO): nucleus
Molecular function (GO): sequence-specific DNA binding; DNA-binding transcription factor activity
Source: RefSeq, a predicted model, not a curated record